CGAGUGAAAAUGUCACAAGAUAGAAAUGCGUUGUGCUGUUUAAUCCUACGGGAACAAUUUGGAGACUUAGUCUCGAAGAUUGCUAAAGUUUUACUGAAGAAAGGGUCAUGUGUACUGAAAUACAUUUUAGCGGAAUCCGCACUUGAAUUGAAACAGGUGAAGAAGCUCCUCUGUCUUCUAAUACAACACAACAUUGUCACCUUUCAUUUAAACAAGAAAGGAUUGACAGAAUAUACUAUACAUUGUGAUGUCAUCCAGUGGCGACUUCGCUUUCCUCGCUACAUCUACUGUGCCAAGACACUCUAUGGAGACGCAGCUGAACUUCUGGUGGAGGACCUACUCAACAAAGGCCAGUGUUUGAUGAGUGAGACUGUCAUCAAUAUAACAGACAAACUCAAUGAAGCCCUCGAUGCCUCAGGUCAUCCUAGAAUAAACGCAGGACUAGUUAAAGAGAAAUUUGAGAAUUUAGCAAAGACACAUUUCAUUCAGCGUUGCCCUAACUAUAUUGGUAAAGAGGUCAAUGAUGAUUCUACAGUGAGACAAGCACCUAAUGAGGAUGAGCUGUACAUGAUACCCAAAAUGGAUAUUGAUGGGGAAGUCAGCAGAAAGAGGAAGCGAUCCACAGAAGGGGAGGUAACUCCUGCUAAACGGAGUAGAACAGAAUCACGGGAAGAUCAGUCAGAGGUUCCAAAAGAUGAUGGUAUUUAUUGGAGAGUUAACUUUGAACGGUUCCACCAGCAUUUCCGGGAUCAGAUUUUAGUAGCAUCUGCUGCCAGCAAGAUAGACGUGAAAGCUGGGGAAGUGCUGCGGACUUUUCUGAGACUGUGUGAGACAAAAUUUUCAUCAGCUACUACCACCUCAUGUGCAAUGAGUGUAAAUGAGGUGUUCCGUGCCUUGCCAAAGGAGCUCUUCCUGACCAGACAUGUGCUAGAGAUGUACAUGACUAUGUUAUGCGAUGAUAUGAAUGGAAUGUUCACCAAGGUUGAUGAGAUGUCUGGUGGUUUGUAUGUUGUCAAUUUCUAUAAAGGUUUACAAGAGAUCGCCAAGGCUCACUUGGAGUCUGCGGUACAGGAACGAUUUGGAUCCAAGUGCCUAAGAAUUUUCAGAGUUUUGUUGUUAAAGCAGCAUUCAAAACAAAAACAGAUUGAGGACUAUGCUAUGAUAUCUGCCAAGGAAGCUAAGGAACUGUUAUACAACAUGUUUUCUGAAAACUUCAUCACUCUAACAGAAGUGUCUAAAACUCCUGACCAUGCCCCCUCUCGUACAUUCUACCUGUUCAACGUAGACAUCCCUCAGGUAGCCAGAAUUGUUCAACAGAGAUGUUUCAAGGCGGUGAAGAAUGCCAUGAUACGACGUGAGGCUGAGGUGGCGGAACACAAACGAGUUCUAGACAAGAAGGAGAGAGUAGAUGCCAUUGUGGCAACACUGGCAGACUCCGAACAGAAGGAGGAGAUUGUGCAAACUAUCAGUCCCCCGGAACAGGAGCAGAUUCUCAAGGUCAAACAUACCGUGCGAAUGUUAGACCUAAGCGAGACCCAGAUAGACGACACCCUCUUUGUUCUCCAGUCCUAUCUACAGUUGUCUACACAACACAACCUAGAGAAUAUUGCUGUCAAAAAGAAGCGCUGACAAAAAAUAAAUUUCUUAAACAAUAUAACAUUGAUUUUUCCAUGUUUUAUUUGGAAACAUUGAAUGCAUGCCAGUAACAAUGUUAAAUACUAUUAAAUAAUCAUAGGUUAGUUUGUUAAUAACUUGAAAUCACGCCUUAUUUGUAAUUAUAUAAUACGACAGAUCGUGUGUGCUAGUUCAGCAAUGUUCUGAUUGGUUAAAAAUGAACGAAUCAUAGAAUUUGAAUGCCACACAGUAGGUAUGAUUUACUACUUUUGUGAUCAGUUACUUGGAUUACUUGGAUAGUGGUUAUUACUAUUACACAUCGGAGGCAUCCCGAUUAAAAAUGUAAACAUUUUAGAUCAUACUUGGGACACCAAAUAUUUAAUCCCGCAAACACCUAUGGAUGUGAUAAGUGACAAUGUACACAAAAGUUGGUUACCGUGGUUGUUGAAUGACAACAGAUAUCAUGAGAAUGGAGUUAUUCCCAAGUGACAAGUCUUAGGGGUCUGCAUGUUCAUGCAAGCAACCUGGAUUGACAACUGAAUUCAAGUACUAAAAAUAUGAAGUACAGAAUACAUGAUUAAAGCAUGGAAUGAUGUCAAAUAAGAAAUGUAUCAGCAUUGUAUUAAAGAGUACUGUUGUAUAAUAUGUAUUCCUGUAAUCGGAAUAAAAGCAACUCUGAUAUUGUCUGUCCACUUCAGAGACAGAAUGCUGUACAAGUAGAAAUUAUCUCCACCUCUGGUUAAAUUGCUUGUCAUGCCUUUCUUGGAGACCUGUAAUUUUAAAUCAAUUUUUUGUGUAAGAGUUAUGGGCCUUCGUACACAUGCAGUCCUUCGCCUUUCCCUAUGUGUUUUU
This is a messenger RNA of Ylistrum balloti, 2466 nucleotides long. RefSeq names its product DNA-directed RNA polymerase III subunit RPC3-like. Gene Ontology annotation, molecular function: single-stranded DNA binding. Gene Ontology annotation, cellular component: RNA polymerase III complex. Lineage: Eukaryota; Metazoa; Mollusca; Bivalvia; Pectinida; Pectinidae. The record is from RefSeq and is a predicted model, not a curated record. Bases 10 to 1629 code for a protein of 539 amino acids. Gene Ontology annotation, biological process: DNA-templated transcription. The transcript is spliced from 15 exons.